This is a messenger RNA of Dentiscutata heterogama, 2202 nucleotides long. NCBI's taxonomy places the organism in Eukaryota, Fungi, Glomeromycota, Glomeromycetes, Diversisporales, Gigasporaceae. The record is from the annotation of a GenBank genome assembly.
AUGUCUUCAGCUACAAUGAGACCAAAGGGGGGACGGAGGCAAGACGGCUAUCAAUCUUUUAACCCAAAUUCGAAUCAAAGUCAUAACAAUCGAAGCUCUAAAAACAAAUGGAAUACCAAUUCACAACAUCUCGUUAAUAACACACCGAGAAAUCAACAAAUCUCUCCAACUACUCAACCGUCUACUAAUCAUCAUAACAAUACACCAUCUUCCGGUUCAAACUCCCUUAAAACUAUUGAACAACAAGUUGUUCACGACGAGGUUGCUGCAAAACAUAUGCAUGAUCGUAUUUUGUUUUUGCUAGCGAAUUUUGUGGGUAUUAAUGUUAUAGUUACUGUCAAAAGUGGAAUAAAAUAUCAAGGUCUUUUAUCCCGUGCUUGCACUGAAAAUGAAUUGGGUGUUGUCUUGAAAUGUGCUCGAAAAGUCCUUUCUAAACAAGAUGAAAAGAACAUACCUAAUGGUAUGAUAAAUGAAUUUAUUAUAUUUGCUAGAGAUUUGAUGGAAAUUUACGCAACCGGCGUAGAUUUUUCUUUAUCUGAAAAAAAUUCAAGCGAACGUGAAGAUAUUAGUGGUCGGACUGAAAUUCGGGAACGUGAACUUCAUAAAUGGACACCAGAUGAAUCGGGAGAGACUAUGAAGGAGUCUGCUAACGCAAGUUGGGAUCAGUUUGCUGCUAAUGAACAAUUAUUCGGUUUAACAACCGAUUAUAACGAAGAAAUCUAUACAACAAAAUUGGAUAGAUCAAAAGCGGAUUAUAAGGAACGAGAAAGAAAAGCCAUCAAUCUAGCUAAUGAAAUAACUCGGGAAUCAACGACAAAUGUUCAUAUGCUUGAAGAACGUGGUCAUAUUGUCGAAGAUCAAAUGGAUGAAGAAGAAAGGGAUCCAAGUAAAUACACGCCACCACACUUAAGAAAACAACAAGAACAACCAAUACAACCAAAUGGUGUGGCAUCGGCCGUAAAAAAAGUAGAACAAAAUAAUGAAGUUGCUAAAGAUACCAAAGUUAAACCUCCAGAAGAUCCAAAACCUACAACAAAACCUGCACAACCUACCACAAUUCCUACCUCCCCCUCAUCUUCCAUACCUAAAAGUACAUCAUCAUUAUCUAAUUACAGAAUUCCUGAACACGUGAUGGCUUCGCUUCAGUUUCCGAGGAAAAUCGGGUCUGAAGCUGAAGGAAAACCUAUUGAAGCACAAAUUGUAAAAACAUUUCGUCAAUUUGCUACAAACGAAAAAGAACGCCUUCAACAAAGAAAACAAGCUAUUUUCAAAAAGGAAAUGGAUGGCAAAAUGGCUGAAUUACUUAAGUGGGGUCAAAAUUUCAAGCUGAAUUCACCGUUACCUGAAGAUCUAAUUCCAAUAUUGACUAAAGAUGAAACAAAACAACAAAAAUUAGAGUUUGUAAAACCAUCAAUUAAGAUUGAAGAAGUUCAACCACAAAAAUCAAAUGGGGAGUCUAAAACAAAUUCAGAAAAAGUUAUAUCAGAAAAACCUACCUCAGCAGCUGAUAAAGCUCCACCACAAUUUCCCUCUAACAGAACUCCCGUAACAACACAAACAAAUACACAAUAUAAGCUAAACGCUAAAGCACCCGAAUGGAAACCUAAUCCUAAUGCGGCAAGCUUUACGCCGACUCCUAAUUCCAGCACUGGGGAUAAAAGAUCUCCUGGUUCGUCCCCAUUUUUUGGUAAUCGUCAGUUAAAAAAAAAUUUUUUGUCACUCAAGGAUGGUUUUAGUCCGUUCCAGAAGAGCAAACCCUUACCCAAUCCUAGUACAAUCCCUCCUACGUGGCCUUUUGGUCAAAGACCUUUUAGGCAUCAUUUUUCAGUUACCAACAACUAUGAAGAAGAUAUCUACUCACAAGCAGCUGCAAAUCAAAGUUUUGGCUUCGCUGCUUACCCCGUAGCUGCCCCUUAUCGAUAUCCUUCUGGUCAAUUUGUUGGUGUUCCACCUAUGCCCUUGCAACAAGCGACACCCAUGCCAUAUUUGCCGCAAGGUUUUGUUCCAGGUAUUCCUUUCACUGCAGCAGCACCAUUGCCACCGACUGGCGCUCCACCUACGAUUUAUAGUCCGCAGAUUUCAUCAAUGAUUCCACAACAUUUUGGUUCACAGGGAUUUCAGUCUCCUGGACGUACCCCGAUCGUUCCUGCUGGUAUACAUCCCCAAAUUUACCAACCAUAUCAAAAUCAACAUGGUAAAUAA